Molecule: messenger RNA, 3728 nt
Organism: Numida meleagris (helmeted guineafowl)
Lineage: Eukaryota; Metazoa; Chordata; Aves; Galliformes; Numididae
Product: rho GTPase-activating protein 27-like
Exons: 15
Coding region: 1102-3279 (725 amino acids)
Biological process (GO): signal transduction; regulation of GTPase activity
Cellular component (GO): cytoplasm
Molecular function (GO): protein binding
Source: RefSeq, a predicted model, not a curated record
CACGAGGGGACAACCCCCACUGGGGACCCCCAGGCUCAGUGCUAUCCACCCUUCUGUCCUGCGUCCCCCAACCCCUCUGCCUCCCAGGCAGUGGGUCUGAGGGUGACCCCAUCUACCCCAUAGCACCACCCCACACUUGGGACCGCAGCGGGACCCACCCCUGGAGGGGACAAACCCCAUUGGAGACCCCCGGGAUCGGUGUCUGCCACCCCGCACUUGGGGUCAUGAUGGGACCCCCACGAGGGGACAAACCCCUUUGGGGCCCCCUAGGACCGGUGACACCCACCCCCUCCUUGCCCCGCAGUGGGGCAGGGGUGUCUCCAUCCAUCCGCCCCACAGCACCACCCGGCUCCUGGAGCCACAGUGGGACCCCGCGACAGGACCAGCCCCACUGCGGAGCCCCAGGAUCAGCGUCCCCUGCCCCACAGCACCACCCCACACAUGGGGCCGUGGCGGGACACCAAGAGGGGACACAACCCCAUUGGGGACCCCCACAAUGAGUGCCCCCUGCCCCAUAGAGCCUACGUUCCCCUACCUCUCCCUGCCCAGCCGUGGGUCUGGGGGUUUUCCUCCCCACCCCAUGGCACCACCCCGUGCCUGGAGCCAUUGUGGGACCCCCUGGAAGGGACAAACCCCACUGAGGACCUCCAGGAUCAGUGUCCCCCAUCCCACAGCACCACCCCACUUCUGGGGCUGUGACUGGACCCCGCAAAGGGAGAAACCCCACUGGGAACCCCCAUGAUUGACAUCCCCCACCCCACAGAUCCCAAGGCCCGUGGGCAGGGGAACCCACGAACAAACCAACCCCAUUGGGAAAACCCCAUGGUCGAUGUCCCCCGCCCCGCAGCUCCACCCCGCAACCGGAGCCGUGAUGGGGCACCAGGAGGGGCCGAACCCCACUGAGGACCCCGUGCUCGGUCCCCCCCGCCCCACAGACCCCGAGGCCGUUGGGUAGGGCCCUUCCUGCCGCAGGAACCCGCCGCAUCCCGUCCGCCGCCAUCGCCCCAUCCCUCCCUCCCGGGGAGGAGGAAAUAGGUUGGGCCACGGGGCCCCAACGCGGGGCGAGCCGGGACGGGCCCCGUUGUGCCCUAUAGGGCCGCCAUGGAGGCGGAGGAGGUCUACGUGCUGGUGGAAUAUGGCUUCGAGUACCGCACCAAGGACGGCACCGUGGUCUCCAUCCACCCCAACGAGCGCUACGUGCUGCUGGGGCGCACCAACGAGCACUGGUGGCACGUCCGGAGGAGCGGGGACGCGCGGCCCUUCUACGUCCCCGCGCAGUACGUCAAGGAGCUGCCCCCCAUGGCCGCCCCACAGCCGCUGUACCCCGAGGAGAUGGGAUCGGACUUGGAAUCCUACGGGUACCCCCGGUUACGAGCGGACCCCCGCCCCGCUGAGACCUCCAAGGGACGACGGCGGGAGGCGCAGGAGCGCCGGGAGCCGGAGGAGCCCUCUGCCCACAUCUACCUCAACCUCCAGGAGCUGCAGCGGGAGGCCGCAGCCAGCGGCACGGCCCCGCAGCCCCACAGCCCACAGCCCCACAGCCCGCCCCACAGCGCCGACUGGGAGACCCACCGCGACGCGGAGUCGGGACAUUUGUUUUAUUACAACCCCAGCACCGGGGAGACGACGUGGGACUGCCCCUUUGAGCAGGACCGGGACACAGCGAGCCCCGGAGCGUCACCCCCGGCCUGGGGACAGCGCACGGAGUGGGGCGGCGGGCGGGCGCUCCCCCAUAACUCGGUGACGGGUGAGGGGGCGUGGGACCCCCACGGCGUGGGAGACGACCCCCGGGAUGCGGAGCUGGGGCUGAUGCCGUACAGCCCCAUGGAGCACAGGCCGCCCACCCCAGAAGCGGAUUACCCCGAGCUGUCCCCGGACGAGCUGGAGGCGUACCCCGAGGAGGACUACUCACCCCCGGGGUCCUGCCCCUACCAGUGGGGGGCUGUGCCCUACCCACCCCCCCGGCGGCACCAGGAGCUCGCCAUGUCCCCGCGGUGGUAUGGGCACGGCCCCCCCACGGACCAUGAGCAGUUCAGCACUGAGACGGUCCUGGCAGGUGGCCUCCACCAGCGGGCCAGCAGCAGCUCCAGCCAGGACAGUGCGUUAUUCGGCACGCCGGCAUCACCAGGGCUCCGUGAGGAGAAGCUCAAAAGCCUCGACAAGGCCGGCGUGCUCAACAGGACCAAGACGAUGGACAGAGGGAAGCGGAUACGGAAAAACUGGAGCUCGUCCUGGACGGUGCUGGAGGGUGGGAUCCUGACCUUCUUCAAGGACUCCAAGCACUCAUCCGCCGGUGCUCUGCGGCACCCCACCACGCUGACCACCCCCGAGCACACGGUGGAGCUGCGCGGAGCCGCCGUGAGCUGGGCCAGCAAGGAGAAAUCCAGCAAGAAGCACGUCCUGGAGCUGAGGACGCGGGAGGGCUCCGAGUUCCUCAUCCAGCACGACUCGGAGCAGAUCGUCGCCACGUGGCACCGCGCCAUCGCCGACAGCAUCGCGCGGAUGGGCUCCGAUGUCACCACCGAGGAGGACGCCGAGAGCGGCACGGAGUUCGGCUCGCGGGAGAAGCUGGGCGCAGCCGCUCCGGGUGACGGUGACUCCAGCAAAGUGCGCAACAAACUGCGCAAAUUCCUCCAGCGCCGGCCGACGCUGCAGUCCCUGCGUGAGCGCGGUUACAUCAAAGAUCAGGUUUUCGGGUGCUCGCUGCAAGCGCUGUGCGAGCGGGAGCAUGGCACGGUGCCGCGGUUUGUCCAGCAGUGCAUCCACAGCGUGGAGAGGAGAGGGUUGGACAUAGACGGGCUCUACCGGGUCAGCGGCAACCUGGCCACCAUCCAGAAGCUGCGCUACAAAGUGGACCACGAGGAGCACCUGGACCUGGACGACGGGCGCUGGGAGGACGUCCACGUCAUCACGGGUGCCCUGAAGCUGUUCUUCCGCGAACUGCCGGAGCCGCUCGUCCCCUUCGCCCACUUCGACAAGUUCAUCGCCGCCAUCAAGAUGCAGGACCCGGUGCGGAGGGGACGCUGCGUCCGUGACCUCGUGCGCUCGCUGCCGCCCGCCAACCACGACACCAUGAAGGUCCUCUUCGGGCACCUCUGCAGGGUGAUCGAGUUCAAGGAGGAGAACCGCAUGUCGGUGCAGAGCGUCGCCAUCGUCUUCGGCCCCACGCUGCUGCGGGCGCCGAGCGAGGAGGGCAGCAUGGCCGUGCACAUGGUGUUCCAGAACCAGGUGGUGGAGCUCAUCCUCAACCAGUACGGACACAUCUUCCCCGAGGGGUAGCGCGUGACAUGGGGACACCGCGGGGACACCAUGGGGACAUCGUGGCGACACUGCGGGGACAUCGCGGGGACACCAUGGGGACACCAUGAGGAUCCCACGGGGACAUCACAGGGACACCGUGGGAACACCAUAGGAACGCCAUCGCGACACCAUGAGGACACCACGGUGACACUGCAGGGACAUCAUGGGGACACCAUGGGGACACCGUGAGGACACCAUGAGGAUCCCAUGGGGACAUCACAGGGACGCCAUGGGGACGCCAUGGAGAUACCAUAAGGACUCAGGGACAUCAGACUGUGGGUGACAGCGCUGACACCUGAAGGUGGCACGAGGGGUGGGGACACCGCUGGGGACGGUGACACGGACCCUCUGGGGAUGGGACACCCGGGAUGGGGCGCGGAGAUACGUGACCGGGAGCGGUGCUCCUCAAUAAAGAGACCGUAAGGACA